CGACUCGGAAACUCGUCACUAGUGCUCCUCGGGCGUGCCUCUAGACGGUAGGAUCCUAACCAUUUUACACAGCUUAUCGAUAGAAACCUACAAAAAUUCAGAGAUCUCCUCUAUGAAUUCAUCGACGACUUCCACCUUGAUGUUGAGCCAGAGGUAUUGAGACGAUGAACUAACCAAGGAAGCGCCAGAUCUGCUCACACUGAUUUCUAAGCACAUUCCGAAAGUCGACAGAACAACGACGUACUGUGUUUGAACUCGCUUUUGAUGGAUCUGUGACUCGGUUAUAAGAUCUCAGGUCUAUUUGUGGCCGAAUUUCAUAAAAAGACGUCGGAGAGGAAAGAAAUCGUUGGCUUGUGAUUUCUGUUUUGUUGAAACAGCUGGUGGAGCCCGAGCACCUCUUUAUUGUGCGGAAGUUGAUCCAACCAUCCGUUACAACAGUUAAACGAUAACAUGGGAAUUAUCAUCACGUGCUGUGGCGCGGCAAACAACGUAAGUAUAUCUCGUUUUCCGCAGUUUUGGAAAGCCGAUUGGUAUUUCCGUUACAGAGUAGAAAUGCUGCAAAACAAAACAUCUCUGUUUGUCAUUUCCAAUUUGUUACGUGGUGCGUUCUCUUCGCUUUAGUUGCUUUCGAGGCGCUCCAUGCGAUAAGAGCUACAAACGACAUGACCCCAAAUAACAAUUAGCACGGGAGAAAGUUAAUAGGUGAGCGACAGACUUUCUGAGAAUGCUGACUUAUCAGUGCAAACCACAUUCUCUCGGCUGUUACUAACGUGUCAUUAGCAUAUAAAUUAAUUCAGCAUGAUACCACAGGAAGUCCAAACUCUCUAUGACAGGCUAAUAUUAUAAGGCUUUUAAGGGAGGUUAGGCUCCGCUCUGUUCUCCGUAAAUAAUGAGGGAAGUAAACCUUGACCUUCAUGUGGUGUUGUUUAUGUUAUUUUUGUUCACUGAUGGCGAUUUCAGGCCAAUUUGUCGCUUUUUUAGCUGAGCAUUCUUCCCACGACUUCCUGUACUACGCAGGGGGAAAAGAAGGCUUCAUCAUACCAACGGACUGACCCACUCUCAAAAAUCGCUCGAUUCUCAGUCUAAAGCGCGUCUCCUUGCCUCCUUAUUCAGGAUUAUGAGAGCCCGAUAGUUUUCCUUCAAAUUUAUCGAAAAAUAUUCCAUAGUAGUCGUGCCGUCGUGGCAGAAUCCAGCGAGAGCGUUGUUUUCUUUCUACAGUCUCAUUGGCCGAAGCUAACAAUGGCUUUUUUAAAAAUAUUUCUGCAUGUUCAUUUGAAAUUCUCGCUGGAUUAAUUCAACGACAUAACUUAAGCGGCCUUAAAUCGCUACCAGUGGACAAAAAUAAAACAAACAACAAUUAUUUGCGUUUGUAGCAGGACAGUCCUUACGUGAAGCCCUUGCUUGAAGAAAAUUCCACACCCACUGCAACCAUUUCAACUAAACAGAACAGUCCUUACCCCCAGACGAGGGGGUUCUAUGAAGACUUGUCAGAUUUUAGUCUGGAGGAUGAAUGCCUUUUUCCGAGGUGUUUUUCAUCAGCAAUAAAGCGGACACCCGGCAGACCUAACACUCCACGAAAUGAGGUGAAAACUCGUUGCUUGCUACUUAGGGGUCGGUCAAUUAUUAUCACCGGUGGGGGGGGGGGAAGGGGGGAGAAUCGGAGGCUUUUGGUUAUUUCACGAUAAAAUUUACCUGAUUCCCCAUAAGGCUCUGUAAUGUUCUAACAAUUUCCCUUCCCCCCCCAUUGGCAAUUAAUUGGUCAUCAACUUUCUUUAGUCCCCCCUCUAUACUUUAUUGGUGACUGAUUCCCCCUUCGUUCUCCCUGAAACUUAUGUGAUCCCCCUAAAAUCCACCCCCCCCCCCCCCCCCCCCAUUAAGGCGAUGAAUAAGGACUAAGGAAUAAUUAGUCAUGCAUUUAUUCAUGCAUUUAUUUGUUUAUGUAUUUACAUCACGGGGUUUGUAUCUGGAAGAGUGGGGUCAAAACAGCACAUCAUCAGAGGAAUAUUCCGUGUCAGGCGAGUGCCGUUUACAGAAAUGCCACUCAACAUACCGCUGUGUCAUACUGUCUAAACUUGUAAAGGUUCUUGAUAAAAUCUUCACUUGUGAUAAGUUAAAAGAUAAAAAUUUGUAUUCGAACAAAUUUGCACACCCAGUGAUGCAGAGGUUAUCCCUGUUUCCAUGUUCCAUGUAGCAUGAAGCGACUGGGAGUAUUAUUGCUCCCCUCUGGCCGGGAUGUUAGUUCAUCGUAAGGUUACCCCCCCCGCAUUUCGUCAGGCUUCCAACAAUUCGCAGGUACCUAUUUCUACUCUUGUGUAGAGUAUUUUUUGGUGAGAGUAAUGUGUUUUGCCCAAGAAAAUAGCACAUUGACCCGGCAAGCUCUCGAGCCCAGACCUCUCAACCAUUAGGCCGCUGUCUUUCCCGGAGAUAGUUGAAGGGAGAGGUACACUGCGUGUAAUCCUGCUGAUAUUUCCCCUUACCCCUUACACUAAGAGAAUAUCUCGAAAGGUUUGGGUUGUGUUUGUCUAUCCAAUCAGUAUUCAUUUGAAUUCCCUUUGUCAAGCUUUAUUUAACUACCCCCCCUCCCUCCCUCCCUCCCCUAAGCAUUUUGCACAAACAUUGAUAAUGUAUUUAAAAUCCUCAACUGAACAAGACACUUCUUUUCCUCAGACGGGCGAGUCCAGCCAUGAAGACUCGUUAGGAACAAGUUCAGGGAAUAAUUUCUAUACCCCUAGAAGUGUUACACCAGUAACUUGCCAGAUACUGGACACAUCCGAUCCACCAUCAGAGUCAAGAGUUGAGGUAAAAAUUUUCUCUCUACCUGUACAAUGUCUUUUGUUCUUGUUUACAUGCAAACAAGGGGACCAGUCGCUGAUUUAUCGCCGGGGGGGGGAGGCUGGAGGAUUUUGGAAGGAUGGCUCGGUUUUCGAGGAAACGGGGGGAAGGGGGUACGGUGGUUGCAAACAGAUUAUAAAGGAGGACUUGAUGCGUGUGUUAUUUCGAGCCCCCCCCCCUCUCCCCCAAACAGUAAGACAGGUAAGUGGAAAAAAUACAUAGGUUACGAAGAGAAAAAUUCGGAGAACUCUGGAAUAGCAGCUUCGAACCUUCCACCUUCAAGCGCCCCAGUCCCAUCAUUCCGCCUAAUGUAACAUAGACAGCAGUUUUGACCCUUAUCAAGCUCAGCAUUGACAGGUAAGAAUUUCAAGUUCAAACCAGACAAGAGUAGAAACACAAACCGCAACAAUAAACUUAUGAGGAGUGCCGAAUCUGUUGUAAACCUAGAUCUAUUAGAAUAUUGAGAUACCUAUAGAUAUUGCUACUCAGUGACUCGCUACAUCUAAUGCUAACAAAAUGUACGUCUCUGUCCGUUAUGUCUCAUUUCAGACAUGUCCUUCGAAUGAAAUCCUUGGAAUACUUACGGAAAGUAUGUCCUCUGUAGUUGCUUCAAGCGGUGUUGGAUCACUUAAGGUAAAUGAAGUACCCCCUCAAAUGGUCUGGACGGUCCUGUGAUAAUCAAGCUUACUUUUGAUUAAUCUAACGGUGGACAGAAUGUGCCUCUGUUUCAAUAAGAAUAUGGCGCUCGAUUAAUCAACUUUCAAUCAGACGGCCAUGAUCUUGUGUCCUCAACAGGCCGUUUUCUAGAGGGUCCAUUGUAUCGAUCACAGUGGUUAGCCAAAAUAUCUUAGCAAGCCAUUGCACUUGUGUGUCGCCGAUCUGAUUGAGCCCUCCGCGUGAACCCGAGGAAGCCAUUCCACUUCUAAUCAGAAAUUAAAUCAAAUUCGAUCAUAAUGUUUAUUAUGAACAAAAAUACAUGAAAAGAAACGACAAAUAAGCUUUCAUAUAAAUAGAAUUAUAAGAACUAGCGAGAUUUAAGCUUACAGUAAAGUUACAGCUAAAGUUACAUCGAAAAAUGCUAAAAUCCUACUCUUAAACUAUCACCCUAGGAAGAUUCCGGUUUUGAUUCCAGAAGAGACGUCCAGUUUCCUAACUUUCCGUCCACGGGGACGAGAAAAGAUAGUUCAGGCAGGGAAGAGUCUGCUCUUGUGUCCAGAGAGGGUGGAUCACUGAAGGUGGAAGGCGUCGAACUGUUUUGGCCUUCUGGAGCUCUUGACGAUCCUGAAACUAUUACGCUUGCAUUGGAAGAUCCCUGCAAGCACUAUAGGCUGAUAUUUCAGAGGGGACUAGAAAACGAUCUCAGUUUUGGCGCAAACGUAAUUAAUUUGCAACCAAAUGGUCUAAAAUUUAACAAAUCUUUGACUUUGAAAAUCACCUUAGACAAAAACAAAGGCCCGUAUAAUGAGUGGCUUGUUCUACACGGCAAACAAGCCACAGAUGGAAACAUUUUUUGGGAAACUAUUACUGAUCAAUCAAGGUUUGACUUGGUAAAUGGGGUAGUUACCACUGAAAUUAAUGGGUUUUCGAUAAUUGCUGUCCUUUUGAGAUCAAUUUGGGUUCAAUUGAAAGAAAUAGUGACGCGGCUCAACAUCAUGUCAUUCAAAUAUACGUUGUCGGUACUGUACAGAAGCAAUCUUGAAAAUUAUCCUUUCGAGGAGGUCGGUCUCGCUUUAAUGAGCCAGGAUGUCUACCAAGAGCGAUAUUACCGAGAGCACGAUGAAUGUGUUCUAGAGAAACUUAAGAGAGAUGGGUUUGAAGAACUUGGAUCUAACGUUCGCGAAGAAACCAACUAUAUUUACAAUGGGGAACGCCUGGUGGUCUCAAUACGGCUUGGUGAAGACUACAAGCUUGCAAACAACCAGCGAGGUAGCAUUGAAAUGACUGUUGAUUCGUCCGUAUGGUGGAGCACUGGGAAGAGCGUUACGUUUCCGUUGCAAAGUUCAUGUACAAAAGCCAAAAUUUUAUGUGGAAAAGUCAAAAUUGAAGGCCAGUAUGGGCAUACCCGCGAGGAUGACUUCUGUCAACUAGGUUAGCUUCAAUCAAAUGUUCUUUUGACAUUUCAUUGGAUAGCAUGUAAAGUUUCUUCGAUUUGUUCGUUCAAUGUUGAUGAUAUGUGAUAAUUUUUUUAUCUAAAAUUAUACUUCAUGUUUAUGAUUCCAAGAGCCGAUGUAUUUUCUCCCGUAACGAAAUGAUUACCUCAUCAUCUUUUCUAUUAUAGAUCUAUCUUGUUACUUGAGACGCCUAUUGGGAGUAGGAGAACUAGCUUUCAACCUUCGACCCAUUCACGAAAGGCUUGAGUUGCCAGCGGAAACGUGGACCCAAGCUGUGUCUCGGUGGCAAAGAGAGGAUAAACAGCUGGAAACUCUUUUGCAGAGAUGGAAAGAGCAGGAAAGGGACGAAACCCGUCCUGCCUUGCUGAAAAGAUCCCUUGAGGGGCUAAGGCCUGAAGGUAGGAUGUUGCAGUAUUUCAAAUACAGAUUUCGUACACUAAGAGCUUGUGAAAUGUGUAAGAUAUUACAAUUCUCUGAUGACAUUUUCAUCCCUCUCAUCAUUCCACAAUAACCUGCAUAAAUAGUUUAAAUGUAUGAAAAAGUAAAAGCAUUGUAUUGUUUUCGGUGGAUAAACACCGGCGUUUUAUGUUUGAGAUUCAAUCAAUGGCCAGCGUAUUAUUUCGAACUUGGUACUGCUAUUAGCUUGGCUCCAAAUAUUUUUAUAAAUCAUUUGAUUUAUUUGCUAGAAUACAGAAUAAACGAGAGAGGGCAAAUGCAUAUCACACAUUUGAGAGAACUGGCGACUUCGAUCCUUGGUCUGAAUCAUGAGGACCGUGACAUGAUGAAAUACUUAGAAAAUGAGAUAAGAAAUUUAUGCAGAUCUAUUCUGAGGGACUGUUGCAUUGAAAUCGCCAAUUCAAAGGAAGAUAUGAAGUGGGCAAGUUCUAUCGAGAACCACACCAAUAUUCUUGUAACCAAGGGAAUUGUUUCCAAUGAGGUUUCCCAGCGAUAUAAGGCAAUGUUUUCAUCUGCUGAAAACGUUGUUAAAGAUAUUUUUCUUUGGCUGGUUCCUCAUCUCGUUCAAGCCGUAAAGGAUAUCUUCCGAGAUGAGAGUAUCCCACUUUCACAAAGUGGAAUGAGAGGACUGGAUGAGGAGACGGUCACUAGAAUUGCGUCAGCGAUUCAAAACGCUGCAAAGGACAAAAAAAUACUAAGUCUUUUCACACAAGUAAGUAAUAUUCUUGAGAAGUUAUGCCAUGAAAAUAAUAACAAUCCAUCACAAAGCACAGAUGAAAAGAUACAGGAGUGGGGAAGGUCUGUCAUGGUUAUUACGAUGCUGGAUUCGUUGGAAGAUAUCUUUGAAACUGCAGGCUCAGAUCCCCGAAGAUUGCGCGAAAGAUUAAGAGUCGCUUCACUCUACCUUAAAGACAUCAUGUUAGAUCCAAAGGCCUACGAAGGAAUUUUCCUUCGGGACUUCCACAAUCUUUCAUUGAGUCUAUUGAAAUUUUCCAAAUUUGAUCCAUCACAGCUUGUGAGAUUUGAAUUGAUUGACCCAAAUGAUUCUUCCAACACUCAAAGUAACGACUUAUUGAAGUACCAAAUGUUCUUGUCGAGAGGAAUGCGCUUUUCGCAGCUAUUCUGGAUCAACAAAGAGUCUGAGGGCGACUUAAAACUUGAAGCAGUUGCACAUGUUCACAUUGACGGACAUCAUCGAAAAAUCGGGGCGUUUGAAUCAACAAUCACAAUACCCCAGGCCUGCAGUGAAGUUAUAGACAAACUUCCAAACGCUUCUCUGCCUGUAGCUGUCGAAAGAAACUAUGGCUUCUGGGGAAAAAUUCGCGUUACUCUUUAUUCGACUCAAAAAGAGAAUGUGAGGAAAGCACUGGAGUAUCUGGAGAGGGAAUUGGGCGAAGAGGUGGUUGACCUGAAGAAAGAGAAGAUUGCAGAAAGUCACCUUAAAUUUCGCAGCUUCGCAAAAGCAGGCACAGUUGUCAAACUGCGUUUGAUCCACGAAUGGGGAUCAGAAACGAUUGGUCUUGAAAGCGAUGAUUUCCUAGCCCUUGCAGACUCGCGUGCAGGAGGUGCCUGCAUGCCUGAUUCAGAAACAGCAGGUUGGUACACGUUCUGGCGUUGACCAACGGUAAUUUGCAUGACUUCUGAUGCAAGAAACCGUAUCUAUUCCAACAAAAUAACUGACAAUUCUUUUACUGUAUCAUAUUAAAUUGACUGAAUCAAUUAACUCUAACUUCGUACAAUUUACUCCAAUAACUGAAUAAUUUGCAAUGGAGAUGACUCCUCAUCACCAUCAAUUUUUCAGCUGAGGCCAAUCAAGUGACGGUUCUACCUGCAGUAGGCGACUCAAGGGCUGACACUUCCGACGGGAGCAACUUUGUUAUGGAUCUAUCGCACUCGGAGGUGAUACAGAGACAUCAAAAAGAGCAGCGAGGGAAGACCGGUGAGACACUUUAGUUUUGCUAACUAAAGAACUAUUCAGACAUCAACCCGGAAGCCCAAAGCCAAACUCGUUAAUCAGAAUUCUUUUACUGAUAUACACUUUCGGGUUUUUUACUUUCUGGUGAUGUUUUCCACUCUUCCUUUCAUAUGCGGUAAAAAUGUAAUGGAUAUGCAGACGGCCGACUUCUAUUCGACAUAAAAUUGUCGUGAUGUUCCAGGCAGUGAGAGAUGUUAGCAUAUCAAGCACUUCUUCCAAUCUUUUGACGUAAAAAAUUGGCGACAGCUUACUAAUGCCAAGUUGUUUCGUAAGCUAUUGGCCGUGAAAAAAUAUUCCCAGUAUCAUGCCAGACGUUUGCGUUUUCAAACCACCUCUUUACUUCUAAGAUUUAGAAGUCCAUCCUCCUCACUUGAAACCAUAAUUUAAUUCCUUCGCUGGAUAUUCCUGAGAAUGUGGUAUGAUCUCGUGACACAGCGUCUUCUAGUUGAAUUUUUUCUUUAUUCCUAUUAACAGUAUGUUUGUAUUAAUCAAUUGUAUGGGGAGCUUAGAUGAUUAACAAUUUUGGGAGUCAAAAGGUAGAACAUCUACGUGGAGAAUGCUACAGUUACAUUUUUAAAUAGCCACUUCUUACUUUCAACUCUUGUUACAGAGAUCCACUAUCACCAGGUUUUUAUGAAAGGUCAUGUUUGCGUGGCGGGAAAGGACACCAGUCUUAAUAUGCAAAUGCCAGCCGCUGCUGAAAGUCAAAGGUAUGUUCAAGUAUUUGUGAUGUUAAUUUAUUCAAGUAAGAAUCCAACCAGGAGACUGGAUCAUAAAUACAGCCCAUGUUUUCACGGCUACUCCUGCUAGGCUAUUGUCAGAUUUCGAAACAAGUGAAUGGAUAACGGAUGAUAUUCACACGUGAACUGCAUAGGUACAAAUUGCGAAAAAAAACUGCGAAAGUAUUCAGGCUUCCAUGAGGUUCAAACCCAAGCCUCCUGAAUACUAGUAGGGUGCUACUACAUUUAAGCCAUUUGUACGAGGCAACAUGGUGGGAGCGACUCAAGUUUAAAUGGGUUCUGUGUUCCUCGUGUUCCAAAAUCUUAAGGAGUUCUAAAUACAACCAAACCUGUAUGGUAACUUUUAUCUUCCUAGACGUUCAUUUAGUGGCUAUUCGUUCCUUACCUAAACAUCCAGGCAACUAGAAUAAGAGAUGUGAAAUUAUUCUUAGGGUGGGGAAGGGGGGCAGACCCCUUGAAUAAAAAAUAAUUCAAGAGGAACUCUCUAAAGAAUAUGGCCUGCGAGAACCAUUCAUUCUAACAGCCUAAUCCUCCCUCCAUUGUCGAUUGCGAUCCUUGGAUGUAGUUAUUUUUAGUUAUUUUAUUGCUUUACGAAAAGCGAGCGCACGUCAAUCAAAAUAAAAUCAUAUGUCCAUGGUAACACUGAUUCUUUCCAGGCGUUUGGAGGCUGGCUCAAGUACUGCUCUACAAAGGAGUUUAACUGCUGCUACAGCUGAUGAACAAGAAGAUUGAGCAUAUGCCGGUUGGUAAACGUAAAAGGAAAGCAUUUGGACACGUUUCUUCUGUACCCAUAUUUACACUGUAUAACAUGAAUGGCUUGUAGCCAUCCGCCGCACGUAGACGAGUAAAUAUUGUUUGGAUAUAGCUACCUCUAAAGCUUUACAUAUCGUAAAUGACAAGUAGCUAAAACUGAGGAAAGACUGGUGCCUUACAAGGUAUCCUGAGAUUAAUUCUAAUGUGAUUGAUGGCUCCUACAAAUCAGUAAGCUUAAAUUUGUAGUAAAGUUUCGCACCAGUUUCCCGCGUGCUUCAUACCUCGAUGAACGCACGCUGACGUAUCAACCAAUUGUUAAUUACAAAGGUUUGAAAGGGAAAGAUCCACGGAUUAGAAAACUUAGCACCCCAGUCUGCAAAUUUUUCAAAAUUGCCAAGCUUUCAAACGGCCCAAGAACUCACACUUGAACACUAGUGGCCUCAAAAUAAAGUAAAAAAACUAAUAGUCUUUGAGUUUCUCC
Molecule: messenger RNA, 9348 nt
Organism: Pocillopora meandrina
Lineage: Eukaryota; Metazoa; Cnidaria; Anthozoa; Scleractinia; Pocilloporidae
Source: the annotation of a GenBank genome assembly